CUUUUCUUAAUGUGCUCUCUUUUGUCACUUUUGUUCUCCCCCUUUAAUUCUACCUUCCAUUACCGACAGUCCUACUACCUGCCAGUCAAAACAACCCCUCAAAGAGAUUCCUUCAAUCUCUCCUACAGCUUCACCUUCGCUCAUAAAAACCCCCAAGAAGGAAAUCACAGAACCGAUAGGGAGAAAACUGACUCUAGGGAAAAAUGUCGAAUGAGAUCUUGGUUGUCCCUUUCUUUGGGCAGGGCCACCUCUACCCUUGCUCUGAGCUCUGCAAACACCUAACGAACCGAAAUUACCAAAUUACCCUCAUCAUUCCGUCGUUUCUUUCCUCCUCCAUCUCCCCUUCUCUCCGCAACCAUCCUCUCAUCAAAAUCUACGAGCUUCCUAGCCCUUCCUCGGCGGAAUCCGGCGGACCGAUACAUCACCACCAGAACAUGGCCCAACCCCUUGCGGAUCUUCUUUCUUGCAGAUCCAAGCAGUUAGGUUCCUCGAUCCCCAUCUGUGCGAUAGUCGAUGUGAUGAUGAGCUGGAGCAACGAAACCAUCCGAAGUUUCAAGAUCCCGAUCAUCAGUUUCUUCACCUCCGGCGCUUGUUCCGCCGCCAUGGAGUAUGCCACUUGGAAGCUCCAGGCCCUCCCUGAGAAGCCGACACCUGGCUUGAUUAUACCCCUUCCUGGCUUGCCGGAGGAUAUGAGUCUUACCUUCUCUGAUCUUACCCACCGUGAUCCUCCUCCACCCCCACAUGAUAAUGGUCCUCCGCCGCCACAUCACCACGGUGGUGGUGGUGGUGGUGGUGGUCGUGGUCGUGGUGCUCCUGGCGGCGGCCGUGGCGGUGGCGGUGGCGGUGGCUUUCUGCCACCACCAGGCCCACCGCCAACACCUGGUCACAGACCCCCGUGGGUCUCCGAAACUGAGGACUCUCUCGCAUUAUUGAUCAACACGUGUGAUGAUCUGGAACGUCCGUUCAUUGAGUAUGUUGCCAAUCAGAUGGGUAAGCCAGUCUGGGGCGUGGGCCCACUUUUGCCAGAACAGUACUGGCGCUCUGCUGAUUCAACUCUUCACGACCAUGAGAUUCGUACAGAACGGAAAUCUAAUGUUACCGAGGAUGAGGUUAGCGAAUGGUUGGAUUUGAAGCCACGUGGAUCCGUCAUCUACGUGUCUUUUGGUUCCGAGGUGUCUCCAGAGAAUGAACAGCUAGCUGAACUAGCAGAUGCGUUGGAGGAGUCGAACCGGCCUUUUAUUUGGGUCGUCCAGUCAAGUCACGGGCCACCCGGCCACCCUCCAGGCCCACCCGGUUUACCAGAUGGAGGAAGUGGAGGUGGAGGUGGAGGUGGAGGUGGUUUCUUUCCUGAUGGGUUGGCUGGCCGAGUAGGAAGGAGGGGUUUGAUAAUAAAGGGCUGGGCACCACAGCUUCUGAUACUGAGCCACCCAUCAACGGCCGGAUUCUUAUCGCAUUGCGGAUGGAACUCAACAGUGGAAGCGAUUGGGCGAGGUGUACCGAUACUUGCUUGGCCCAUACGUGGUGAUCAGCACCAUAAUGCUAAACUAGUUACGUGUCAUCUUAAGGUUGGUUUGAUGAUCCAAGAUGGUGAUCGAUCGAAGGCCGUGAGGAAGAAUGAUAUAGUGUGUGGGAUCACAAAUUUGAUGGCUGACGAUGAGACUAGGAAAAGAGCAGCUUCACUCCGCACUGCAUUUGAUCAUGGCUUCCCGUCUAGUUCUUUGGCUUCUCUGGAUGCUUUUCGGGAUUUUUUGAACCAAAAUUGUGAACAGAAAUGACAACCAUGUCCAUCCAACUUUGUUAUAGAUUGCAACAUAAAAGUAACCAUUGUUUUUUUAGGGAGUUUGUGUGCAUAUGUGUUGUUGGAGAAUAUAUAAGGAACUUAAUAUGUUUCGAGCUAUUACAGUGUCGCGACGUGGCUACGAGCCUGUGAUCAGGCAUCUCUUAUUUGCUAAAGAUACUUUUAUUUUUCGCCUGCUUAA
Macadamia integrifolia is the source of this 1979-nucleotide messenger RNA. RefSeq names its product abscisate beta-glucosyltransferase-like. The record is from RefSeq and is a predicted model, not a curated record. Gene Ontology annotation, molecular function: UDP-glycosyltransferase activity. NCBI's taxonomy places the organism in Eukaryota, Viridiplantae, Streptophyta, Magnoliopsida, Proteales, Proteaceae.